AUGAUUCCUCGAGACGUGGAUGACGCCGGGUGUGCGAAAGGUGUCGGCGCUUUCAUUUUGUUGUCGUCGAACCCAUUUGCGUUGGGAGGAUUCAUCGAUUUAAGCCCAAGGGUCUAUAACUUAAUCUCUGCUUCCUAUUUGGUAAUUGAAAAUGGGAGGGGUGCUCGAAUCGAUGAAAGCUUAAGAAAAUGCAAAGCUACAUUUGAGGAAUUUGAUGAGGAUGGGAAUGGUGCAAUAGAUCCACAAGAGCUGAAGAACUGCUUUCAUAAGCUGGAGAUUAGUUUCACAGACGAGGAAAUAGAUGAUCUCUUUGAGGCAUGUGAUAUUAAUGAGGACAUGGGAAUGAAAUUCAAUGAAUUUAUUGUUCUUCUUUGCCUUGUCUACCUUCUGAAGGAUGAUCCAACUACCCUGCAUGCUAUAUCUCGUAUGGGAAUGCCAAACCUUGAAGCUACAUUUGAGACGUUAGUCGAUGCAUUUGUGUUUUUGGACAAAAACAAGGAUGGUUAUGUGAGCAAGAAUGAGAUGGUGGAUGCAAUAAAUGAAACUGCUGCAGGGGAACGAUCUUCUGGGAGAAUAGCCGUGAAAAGAUUUGAAGAGAUGGACUGGGAUAGAAAUGGAAUGGUGAACUUCAAGGAGUUUCUUUUCGCUUUUACUCGUUGGGUUGGAAUUGAAGAUAUCGAGGAUGAAGGGGAAGACAGUGUCUGA
This is a messenger RNA of Fraxinus pennsylvanica, 705 nucleotides long. The record is from the annotation of a GenBank genome assembly. Lineage: Eukaryota; Viridiplantae; Streptophyta; Magnoliopsida; Lamiales; Oleaceae.